AUGGAAUUAGCCGCCAGGACCACACACAGCCGUAGCCACAGACACAGCCGUAGCCGUAAGCCUGCGCACUGCCACGUUACCACAGCCCGAGAAGCGAACGGCGUGCCUCUCGCCCUCCACAGCGCCAACAUCAUGGCCGAGGAGAUCACGCCUGUCUGCGCGGCAACAUGGAACGGCGCCGCUGCUAUGGGUCGCGUGGCCACGGCCAUGAGCGAGUCGUCGUCUAUCCACAGCGAGCGCGAGAGGUUCUACAGCCUGGCGCGCGAGCUCUCGGAAAUGGGCCUGGACUCCGCGCACCGCAGGCUGGAGCAAGCCAACCAGAACUAUGACUUCGACCAACACCCGGAAAUGGUGCUGAAUAACUUCAUGGACGCGUCGCGUGACGGAGAGCCGUCUCAGGAGGAGCAAGAUGGCGGUGGCGAUGACGCGGGGCGGAGACUGUACUUCUCCGACGGCCGCCGCAAAGUCGACUACGUCCUGGUCUACAGUUACCGCCGACACUCUGGCUCCUCCUCCACAGCACGCCGCUCAUCACGGCAACACCGCCUGUCAAUCAUCUCCAACGGCAGCUUUGGAUUCGCUCUGGGGGGCAAGGAGGAGGAAGGGGCGAAGGAGGAGGUGGGGGAGGUGGCGGUGGGGGUGGAGGUGGAGGCGGGCGACCUGGACCCGGCGGAGGGGGAGAAGAAGAUGAUGAGGGAGGAGUUUGAAACCUCGCUCAUGGAGGCCGGACUGCAGAUCGAGCGCGACACGGAGCAUAAGCCCCAUGGCCACGUCUUUCUGCGUCUCCACGCCCCCUGGGCGGUGCUCAGCAGAGAGGCGGAGUUCCUCAAGAUCAAAGUGCCCACCAAGAAGAGUUACGAUCUUAAAGAAGAGAGGGGUUUCGCCGCAACCAUGGCUACAGUAUGGCGGAAGCUCAACCAGCCGUUCCAACCCAACGUGACGUCUUCAGAGGAGCAGCGCACCAAGUUCCUAUCACACUGCUUCUCCCGGGACAAACUACAGCUGUACAACAUCAAAUCCAAGGACACCUUCUUUGACAGUGCCACAAGGAGUCGAAUAGUACACGAGAUCCUCCGACGCACCGCCUGCACACGCUCCUGCCAAACCACAGGUAUCAAGGCGCUAAUAGCUAAAGGGGUGUACGAGGCAGCCUUCCCUCUACAUGACGGAGACUGUAAGGGACAUUCCAAGGGGGAGGAGAGGAAUGACAGACAGAUAUUACAUGAUGAGUGGGCCAGAUAUGGAGUCUUCUAUAAGUAUCAGCCUGUGGACUUAAUCAGGAAGUACUUUGGUGAGAAGAUCGGCCUGUAUUUCGCCUGGUUGGGGGUGUACACGCAACUCCUCAUCCCAGCGUCCAUAGUGGGCAUCACCGUCUUCUUCUAUGGAUGUGCUACUGUCGACGCCAAUGUACCAAGUCUGGAGAUGUGUGACGAGCGUCAGAACUUCACCAUGUGUCCGCUGUGUGACAGCGCGUGUGACUACUGGCACCUCAGCACGGCGUGCGGCACGGCCAGAGCCAGCUACCUGUUCGACAACCCAGCCACCGUCUUCUUCUCUAUAUUCAUGUCAAUAUGGGUGGUCAUGUUUCUGGAACAAUGGAAAAGGAGACAGAACAGCCUGAACCACAGCUGGGACCUUACGGGCUUGGAGGAGGAAGAGGAGCACCCGAGGCCUAAAUAUGAGACCAUCCUGCUCCACAAGAAACAGAAGCAGAGGAAGAAGAAGAUGAAGAAGAAGAGCAAGGGCGAGCCUGCCAGGUGUGGUGAGGAGGUUGGGGGGGAGUCGGUCGCCGUGGACAACAAGUGGAGACAGAAGCUCCUGCUGGCUGGAGUAGUCACGGCAACCGGACCAGGUGAGGAGAAGCUGACGUGGAAGGAUCGCAUGCCGGGAUACUUCAUAAACAUCUCAUCCAUACUGCUGAUGUUCGGCGUGACCUUCUCGGCGGUGUUCGGUGUAAUAAUCUACCGCAUCACAGUGUCUGCUCUGAUGGCCAUGUCACCUGACCCGGGCACCAAGAGUAAUGUCCGCGUCACCGUCACGGCAACCGCCGUGGUCAUCAACCUGGUCGUCAUCCUCAUCCUCGACGAGAUCUACGGAGCCGUCGCCGUCUGGCUCACCGAACUGGAGAUCCCCAAGACUGAGAGUAAUUUUGAGGAGCGUCUGAUCCUGAAGGCUUUCCUGCUCAAGUUUAUGAACGCAUACGCACCCAUCUUCUACGUGGCCUUUUUCAAAGGGAGAUUUGCAGGUCGGCCGGGAGACUACGUCUACGUCUUCAAUGACUAUCGCAUGGAGGAGUGUGCUCCUGGUGGCUGUCUAAUUGAGUUGUGCAUUCAGCUGAGCAUCAUCAUGUUGGGGAAGCAGCUCAUUCAAAACAACAUCUUCGAGAUCGGCAUCCCGAAGUUGAAGAAGCUGUACCGGACCCUGAAGGAGAAGGAGCCGACGGCCCCAGAGCCAACGGAGACGGAGGGCCCCCUCAGCACCAGGGGCCCCCAGCAGUGGCACCUGGACUACGAUCUGGACCCAUUUGAGGGCCUCACACCAGAAUACAUGGAGAUGAUUAUCCAGUUUGGGUUCGUGUCUCUCUUUGUGGCGUCGUUCCCGCUUGCUCCGCUCUUCGCUCUGCUCAACAAUGUGAUCGAGAUUCGACUCGAUGCCAAGAAGUUCGUCACGGAACUCCGCCGACCUGUGGCUGUCAGGGCGAAAGACAUCGGAAUCUGGUUUAACAUCCUGAGUGGUAUGGGGAAAUUUUCUGUCAUCAUAAAUGCGUUUGUGAUAUCGUUCACGUCAGACUUCAUUCCUCGCCUGAUGUACCAGUAUAUGUACAGCAGUACGGGCACCAUGCACGGCUUCAUAGACCACACGCUCUCCUACUUCAACGUCUCCAACUUUAAAGAUGGAAACUCACCACUCUCAAGCACGUACAGCCGAGAGGUCACGGUAUGCAGAUAUAAGGACUACCGGGAGCCUCCCUGGUCUACUGAUGCCUACCAGUUCUCCAAACAGUACUGGUCCAUACUGGCGGCCAGACUAGCCUUCGUCAUACUGUUCCAGAACCUGGUGAUGUUCCUGGGUGUCGUGGUUGCCUGGGUGAUUCCGGAUGUUCCGAAGACGAUAAGUGAGCAGCAGAAGAAGGAGAAGACGCUACUGGUGGACGUCUUCAUGAGAGAAGAGAAGGAGAAACUACAGCUCAUACACACACUCUUCUCAAAGGACCCACUGCAGCUGCCAGACCUGCCUCGUGGUCCUCUCCAUCGCCCUCCCCUGGUGGGUAGUGAGCAGUGCAGUAGCGCCACGCUGCCGCGUGCCCACGGUGCCUACUCUCGAACCCGUGCCGCCUCCUUCAGCCAGUUCAGCCGCCAGCCGUCCUCCGUCGCCGCCGCCACCGCGUCGCCCCGCUACACCGCCGUCUGAGG
Engraulis encrasicolus (European anchovy) is the source of this 3413-nucleotide messenger RNA. It is a transcript of the gene ano2b, whose product is annotated as anoctamin 2b. The record is from RefSeq and is a predicted model, not a curated record. Gene Ontology annotation, molecular function: intracellularly calcium-gated chloride channel activity; protein dimerization activity. Bases 1 to 3411 code for a protein of 1136 amino acids. Gene Ontology annotation, cellular component: plasma membrane. Gene Ontology annotation, biological process: chloride transmembrane transport. Lineage: Eukaryota; Metazoa; Chordata; Actinopteri; Clupeiformes; Engraulidae. The transcript has 30 exons.